Molecule: messenger RNA, 508 nt
Organism: Sceloporus undulatus (fence lizard)
Lineage: Eukaryota; Metazoa; Chordata; Lepidosauria; Squamata; Phrynosomatidae
Product: protein fuzzy homolog
Exons: 3
Coding region: 100-429 (109 amino acids)
Biological process (GO): vesicle-mediated transport; non-motile cilium assembly
Source: RefSeq, a predicted model, not a curated record
CCGGCAUGCACCGGGUUCAUCAAAAUGGCCGCCUGGAGGCGCUGAAAAAGGAUGGAAAUGGAGCUGGAGGAGUAGAAAGAGAGGGAAGCGGAGCUAAGGAUGUGGGAGGAAGCGGCAGGCGGAGGCUCGGUGACCCUGCUCUGCCUCACGGCCAGCAGCGGAGUGCCUCUGUACUGCAGGAGCCGGGGAGGCUCUGCCAAGCAGCAGCAGCUCCCAUUCUCUGUCAUCGGCUCCCUGAACGGAGUCCAUAUGUUUGGGUCCAAUCUGGAAGUCCUGCUGACAGCGGCCGCUACGGAGAACACGCGUGUGAUGUGGAAGGUGUUUCACAACAGUAUCACCCUCAUUGUUUUGUCCUCGGAUGAAGGUACAAGUGACUUUAGCCUUGGGAGACUCCUUGACAAUGUCUUCAAUGCCAUGGUGAGUAGUUGAAAGGGAUGGGAUGCUACCUUAGCCUAUAUCUGCAAACCUGUGAAACAAAGUCAAUUACUGGGAUGAUAAAUAAUUUUGG